CACAGUGUGAGGUUAUUUUUUCCUGCAGCCAUGAAUCUGACAGCUCCUCUGCUGCUGGUGCUUCUCACUGCUUGUAUAGCCAGCGGUGCUGUGCUACCCAAGGCCUUAUGGCAGUUUGCGACCAUGAUUCAGUGCGCCCAGCCCGGUGUUAAUGCCUUGGCCUACAACGAUUACGGCUGCUGGUGCGGCUUCAGCGGCAAGGGCACCCCUGUGGAUGAAGUCGACAUGUGCUGUAAGGUUCACGACAAUUGCUACUAUACGAGCAGAAGGGUGCCCGGGUGCACGGCCAUCGCCGACCUGCCCUACGUUCUGGCUUAUGAUUACACCUGCUCCAACCAACAAGUGACCUGCUCAGCGACCAACAAUAAGUGCCAGGCUGCUGUGUGCGAGUGUGAUCGGGUGGCAGCUCACUGCUUCGCUAGGACCACGUACAACCCUGAAAACAAGAACCUGGAUCCCAAAGUCCACUGUGUCAACUGAGUUAUGCAACUUGUCACACAACCACCCCCCCUCCCAAAAAAAAUACAAGAGGAUGUUUGAAUUUGUAAAAUCUUUUUUUCAAAUUCUUUAUUUCUCACUCAUUUAAAAAUAAAACCCUGAUAUAAAACACGGCGGAUUUUGUGCAAAGGAGUAAGUUUAAAAUAAAAAGAAUAAAGACUUGC
Molecule: messenger RNA, 662 nt
Organism: Limanda limanda (common dab)
Lineage: Eukaryota; Metazoa; Chordata; Actinopteri; Pleuronectiformes; Pleuronectidae
Gene: pla2g1b
Product: phospholipase A2, group IB (pancreas)
Exons: 4
Coding region: 31-480 (149 amino acids)
Biological process (GO): arachidonate secretion; phospholipid metabolic process; lipid catabolic process
Molecular function (GO): phospholipid binding; calcium ion binding
Source: RefSeq, a predicted model, not a curated record